Messenger RNA from Podospora pseudocomata, 3175 nucleotides. RefSeq lists its product as uncharacterized. Bases 2104 to 3165 code for a protein of 353 amino acids. The record is from RefSeq and is a predicted model, not a curated record. The transcript is spliced from 2 exons. NCBI's taxonomy places the organism in Eukaryota, Fungi, Ascomycota, Sordariomycetes, Sordariales, Podosporaceae.
GUCCCUGUAUCUGCUCCUAUCCCUUCUAUCGCGAUCUUGGUCCCGACGAUCUCUGCGAGCCCAAUCCCGAUCUUCUCGGCCCCUUGAUGAUGAUUGUCCGGGAUCGCCUGGCCUGUCAUGGCGGUUGUUGUCGCGGUAGCUGUGACGGUGAUAACCAUGGUCUUGUCUGGGGCUCCGGCUCCGUCGCUCCGUGUGACCUCGCCUGUGCUCUGGCCUGUUGUUAUUGCCGCUACUGCUGUGCGUGUCCGUCAGCCGGUCCGGGGACUCUCUUCCCCGCCGGUGUGCCGCAGCUUCUCUUCGGCUAUCUUCAUGACCACCACUUCCACUCGGGCCGCUCGACCGGCUCUCGCCGGCUCUCCUGUCGUAAGGCUUGCGUUUGUUAUUGUUCUCAUUGUUAUUGCUGCUGCUGCUGUGGGAGACGCCGGUAUCGUGCCGGCCAUGCUGCAUAUCCUCCACCCCAUGGACCAUCCGGUAAUGAUCGUCCUCGUCGUCACGUUCCACGUCUUCAUUCCUGUACUUGCGCCAUUUCUCCAGCUCUUGCACACCACCCCAGCCACCUUUCCCUUUUCUUGCAGCAGCAGUUUUGCGUUUCGUGUUGGUAUCGUUUCUCCAAACCUCGCUCAGGCGACUGACGCUCUGACUGAAGUCUACGUGAAUUCUCCUGUCGUCAAUCAGAACGGAAUCCAUCUUGUAGUACGCUUCCUCGCAGCUCUUCUUAUCUUCAAACUCAAUGAAAGCAUACUGCAAGCUGUCGCCGGUUUUCUGAUCUCUGAUCACCUCGCAACUCAGAAUCUUGCCAAAUCGACUGAAUAUCAACUCCAAGUCCUCGUCAGUUGUGACUGGGUUGAGCUUGCAAACAAACAGGACAUUUUCUGGUGGCUUGACUUCGGCAAAUGGGAGAUCGCCUAGCAUCUCCAACGUCAACGCCUGGGCGGCUGCUUCCCUCUCUCUCUUUCUCGUUUCCGCCUCAGCGGCGGCUUCUUCGUCCUUUUCGACAUCAACCAGCUCUUCUCCUUCCGCAAUCCUGACGGUAGCGAGCUGUGCGUUGGUCGGUGGAGGUGAAGCACUCGGCUCCCGCAGGCCAGCGGGGUCAGGGUAGGGAUCCUCCAACACAAUGGUAUGCUUGAUUCUGAUGUCCACCAGCGGGUUCCCUCGUUCAUCCACAAUUGCCUCGUUGAUCUUCUCCAGAACGUCAAAGCCCUCGGCGACUUUCCCAAAUAUGGCGGCUUUGUCGUCUAGGAAGUCUAUCCCGUCCUCUCCCAGUGUGAUCAGAAAUUGAGAGCCAGCCAGUCGUGUCUCUGGGUCAGACGGGUGGGGGGCAGUAGCCAUGCUGACAGUGCCUCGUUCGCGGUGUUUCAAUUUGGGAUGGAACAAGGCAGGAAAUGUCUUGUCCCUUCCUUCGAGUAAGCCCCAGAUGGAACUUCCGCCGUCGGAAUUGGGGGACAGAGGCCCGAGAGGGUCGCCGGUUUGACAGGAAAAGGACUUUUGAAUAGAGUGGAUAGGAGAAAAGUUGUAGUAUUUGAUCUUGCAUAGCUUGAGAAAGCUGAAGAACAUUGGGUUAGUUGUGGUCUGGCAAUUGAACAAGAAAGCAAGAACAUGGGGACGUACUUUUCGCACAUCUUGGGGGCGAAAUCGACCAGCAGGUCAAUGACAAUGUCACCUGCCGUUGUCUCGAGAAUGACCGACAUCUUGGCGACAGUCUUCCCUGGGCGCGGCGAAAGGGUGUUGAGAUGGGAUUGUGUGUUUUUCUGGCCAACAACUGACGUCUUCCAGUUCCGAGAUGGAAACGCGAUGCCAGGCGCGCACUCGACUGUUCAAUGGUUUGGCAGCUCCUACGUCAAGGGCCCACUUUUGGCUGAACUGCUCGCUGGAUACAGACUUGGCCUUUUAAGAUUAAAUCCGAUUGCAGGUGUGUUUAAAAUCCAUAACGGAACAAAAAAAUCAGGCUCGAUUCAAAUCAGGGAGAAAUGGCAUUGAUUCAUUACCUACCUGGGACCCCUUCUGACACUCUGAGGCUGGAAAGUUGUGUGCCCAGCAGUCUAUCCUUGGCCCUUCACCGCCUUCCUUUCUGCCGGUCUUUUGGACAAGGCGGCCAACAUUUACAUGAAACCACGACAGAUGUCGAGCUGGACUCGAACAAGACCGUACUCACCCUUCAACAUGAGCAGCCAAAACCCACAAGUGACCCGAUUCUGUUGGCAGUGCCUGCAGUUGGAUGCCGCACCAGAAUAUCCAGACGGUGAGGUCCUUUGCCUCGAUGCGGUCCAAGAGGAAAUCUACAAGAAGCUGUUUGGCCAUGAUGUCGCAUUCCCGCUUCCUCCCCGCUAUGGGCUAAAAGUGCUCAAGGAGUUGACGUCGAGAAUCGAACGCUCUAUCGUGGACUGGGAGGAGCAUGAAAUAUCAGAUAAUCUCAUGACCACCAUGUCCGAGUUGGUAUCUGUUCCAUUGCCUUCAGAGGUGGUGGCUGCCCAGCAAAAGUGCCAUGUGGCAUACCACCUUUCCCUGCUCCAGGAACCCAGUGAUGCAGCUGUGGUCUUGCUGGAAUCUCGUUCCAUUAUCUCGGGUUCAGGGACAACAGGCCUACGAACAUGGGAGGCAGCAUUGCACAUGGGCCAAUAUCUCUGCACCAACUCAACACUUGUCAAGGGGAAGCGUCUGCUAGAGCUCGGAACUGGAACAGGAUACGUUGCCAUCUUGUGUGCCAAAUAUCUCGGCGCAGAACAUGUCAUUGCCUCGGACGGUUCUGAAGAUGUGGUGAAUAACCUCCCAGACAACCUUUUUAUCAACGGUCUUCAGGGCACAGACAGGGUGUCUGUCUCUGAGCUCAGAUGGGGCCAUGCUUUGCUGGGGACCGAAGAGGAGGAAUGGAACGGUGGAAGAGAGGUCGACGUCGUGCUGGGAGCUGACAUCACGUACGACGCGAGUGUAAUUCCCGCGCUGGUGGCAACGCUGCAGAACCUCGUUGCUAUAUCGCCUGGCGUGGUCAUUCUGAUUGCGGCAACAGAGCGGAACAGAGCGACAUUCGAGAGCUUCUUGGAGGUCUGUCAGAAGCGCGGGUUCCAUGUCCAUUAUGAACUGUUUCCAGUGCUGCCUAGGCCGGAGCAGAGAGGGCCAUUUUAUAAUGACGCCACCCCUAUACACAUUUGCCAAUUGACGGUUGCAUGAGAACAAAAAA